CUGGAAAGUAUGACAGUCAUAUCCAACUGUGUAUCCAGCUGUGUCAAGUCUUUUCAUUCAAUCCAGCUUUCACAAUUUGACUGUAAUACUUUGUGAUACAUCUCUCACAUUCCAGUUUACUCAACUUGAAGUGGUUAGUUUAUUUAACUUGUGGUCUAGUUUCUCAAAAACAGUACGUUUCCAGUAAGUUUUCCAAUACCAAACUUUACAUAUCACACAUUAGUGACAGAGUUCAUCUGUUCGUUCCUCUCUCCUCCCUCUCUCUCAUCGCUGGCCAUCACCUCUUUUCAACUCUUUAUUCUCUCAUAUCUUUCUCCACUUACACACCUUUCCCUCCCUGUUACCCUGUCUUUCUCAUCAUAUCUCCUUUCCCGAUUCCCCCUUCCCUACGCUUCCCUCCACAGCAGCCAGAGAAGCCAGUACCUAGACCAGGAUCGCAGGUGAAACGCCACUCUUCUUUCUCCAGCAGCAGAGAGAUAGAGAAGGCGGAUUCCUUAGUCACCAUAAAGAGACACGGCUCCAGUAAGUCCCCCGAAGAUGCKAAUCAGUAUGCAUCAGGGAAGUAUGGCAAAACACGAGCCGAGGAGGAUGCCAGGAGGUACCUGAAAGAGAAAGAAGAGAUGGAGAAGGAGCGAGAGGUCAUAAAAAAUGCCCUGCUCGUAUUACGCAAUGAUAGGAAAGAGGUGAAGGAACAACUGAAGGAUGCUACAGGUAAGCAGCAGAAGCAGCUAGAGAAGCGUUUGGCCCAGCUGGAGGAAAGCUGCAGGGGGAAGGAGGGGGAGCGGGUGGACCUGGAGCUGCGUCUCAAUGAGGUGAAGGAGAACCUAAAGAAGUCCCUGGCUGGAGGGGUGCUGGGGCCGCUCACAGAGAGCAAACCCCCCACUAGCAAACCCCCCAGAAAGGUCCGGAUCAGUAAAGUUGACAACACAUACACUGAGGCAUCCAUGCCAGUCAACUGUGCUGCGGAGAUGCGGAAGUGCCCCCCAUCCAUCUGUUCAUCUAGCAAGGGGAACGUCAUGCAGAAAGCCAAGGAAUGGGAGUCCAAAAAGGGGACUUAGAGAGACACUGCUCAUUCAGAUGGUCAGUCAAAUGCUUGUUGUCUUGGAACAUGUUGGAGUUGAUUUGAAAAAGGAGGAGGGGUGAAGCAGGGACUCCAUUAUCUUCAACUUUUCCACUUCCCUCUUGGAGAGCCAAAUAUUUACUGCACAUCGCUGAGCUGAAAAAAUUGUGACAGGGGAACACAACUCCUGGAAUUGUUGAAAAACAUCAUUCAAAGCCCUAUCAGUCACUAGGAAACACUGAAUGCUCAUUCUGUAGCAUGACACUUGUUUUGUGAUUCAGUAAUUGCUUGUGUUGCAUGUGGUAUUGUUGUUCCUUCAGAGUGUGGAAGAGGAUAUGUUCUGAGGACUCCAUGUGGACACAUCAGGCUGGACUUGAGAUGUUGAGAGGAGAGAUUUUUAGAGGGUGAAUAUGCAUACACAUUAUGCACAUAUCUGCAAGAAUAGAUAAUAAAGGGAAAGAGAAUAUUGUAUUGACUGUGAGAGUUUGUUGUUGGAAUAGUUGCCUAAAAGAGAUACUGUAUCCCAUAGAAAUACCGUUUUAUGCUCCACUACGUAAGUCAUUUCAAAACAUGCACAGAUGUUCAGAGUGGGAGGGGAGAAAAACCUUCCAUGAAGUGCAUCAAACAUUAUUCCAGAUCUUGUUUUAACAACUUGCCGGACCACAGACAGAAAAACACAAGACACAUUAUGACACCUGUAUAAAUGUUAUAAAUGUUAUUACCAUUGUUAUGGUAAUGUGAGACUAAUUAUGUGACUAAACAAUGAUGUUUCCGUAUUACGUAAUUCACUCACCGUUUCUCACUGUAAUGAGCCUUUUAAUUCUAAUGACUUUUGCACUUUACUUUAUUUCUAUGUGUAUUGUACAUAAAAGCUCUUCAUUGAAAUUGUCUGACUUUUUCAAACCGGUCUGAUGGUCAUGUCACAGAAAGGAUAGCAGAGGGUGUUUGUGUGUAUGUGUGUGGCAGUAAGAACCUGUUAAUACGCCUGUAAUAGACUAUUGGAGAAUUCAUUGAAAGAAUGAUGAUGGGAUUACACACCUCCACCAGUUGGGUCCUUGCUAUCCGGUAUCCUUGGGAUGCCUCUACCCUAUUGAAGUUCAAAUUGAAAAUGGUUACGGUAUUUGGUAUAUUAUUA
Salvelinus sp. IW2-2015 is the source of this 2195-nucleotide messenger RNA. RefSeq names its product actin filament-associated protein 1-like 1. Gene Ontology annotation, molecular function: SH3 domain binding. Gene Ontology annotation, cellular component: cytosol. Lineage: Eukaryota; Metazoa; Chordata; Actinopteri; Salmoniformes; Salmonidae. The record is from RefSeq and is a predicted model, not a curated record.